CACAUAAUUAGUGAGCAAAGGUUACGCAAUCAACUAUUUCUAUUCAAUGCAACCAACUAACUCACCCGUACACCUAGAAUAACAUCAGUAGAUCAGUAUACUCAGUACUCUCAACAAUGGCAGAAACAUCACUACAAAACGCUCUGCUUCAAAUCGCUAAAGAUCAAAACUUUACAGCACCAAAAAUAGCCAUCGACGAAUCACCUAAUCAUGGAUACAUCGCAAACGUCAACAGAAUAACAUUAAAAGACUCAGAAACCGAUGCAACACUACAUUUAUUCGCAAAAAGUAAACCUAAAGAGAUAAAAGGUGAAUGGGAAUUUUUCUACAAAAACGAAGCAGAGUUUUAUAACAAAGUAGUCGCAGCAUUUAAAGAAAUACUUCAAAAUCAUGGAAAUAAACUUACUCUACCACUGAUGCCAAAAUGUUACUUUGCAAACGAUGAAAUAGUCAUACUUGAAGAUCUCCUAGAAACAGGCUACAAAAUAUGGUCGCCAUUAAACGAACCACUGGAUAAAAAUCAUGUGAAAGCAGUCCUAUCAGCUUACGGAAAGUUCCACGCAUUUUCCUUUGCAUUCAAACAUAAAUACCCCGAGAAAUUCGCAUCAAUCGGCUAUAAAUUCGAAUGGUUUCAAACAAAUUACGAACGAUUAAUAAACAAUGGUUUUUAUAAAGGUUUAACUGAAAAAUUAGCGGAUUGCUUCGAUCAGGAAACAGAGUUUGAAUAUAUCGAAGCAAUAGCAAACUUUUUAAGUCAUGGACAGGUUGCAUACCUUGAGAAAUUAGCACUGUUAUCAGAAAGUGAUGUUUUUGUGCAUGGUGAUAGCUGGACACAUAAUUACAUGUUUCGUUAUGAUGUAGAUGAACCUAAACCGAAAGAUGUUUGUAUUUUGGAUUUUCAAAUAUUCCGCAAAACAUCACCAGUCAUUGAUUUAUCUUAUUUUAUAUCAACAUGCGCAUGCACACCUGAAUUUUUCAAUGACAUUGAUGUUUACCUAAAAGUGUAUCAUGAAAGUUUACAAACACAUUUAUCACAAUUAAAUUGUCCGGAUGUUUAUACCUGGGAUACACUACAAUAUGAAUGGAGAAAUUAUUCGCUGAAAGGUUUAAUCAUGGCUGGUAUUAUUUUAAAAAUGAUGACAGCUGAUAAAGACGAAUUGGAAGCCCGGAAACACAUUGAAAUGCCAAUGCAGUUUGAUUUCAUCUCCCGAAACGAAGCAUUAUAUCAGCAGAGAAUGCGAAUAGUCAUAAAAUAUUUCUACGACGCCGGAAUUCUUCAAUCUUGAUAAUAAAACAUUGAAAAAAUCUAUAAA
Dalotia coriaria is the source of this 1313-nucleotide messenger RNA. RefSeq lists its product as uncharacterized. The record is from RefSeq and is a predicted model, not a curated record. The transcript has a single exon. Lineage: Eukaryota; Metazoa; Arthropoda; Insecta; Coleoptera; Staphylinidae. The coding region runs from base 117 to 1286 and encodes 389 amino acids.